GAAAUUUUUUUUUGAGUGUUUGUAUUGAGUGUGAGGAGAUUCUUGAAUUUUGGGAGCGGAAGCUAGGAUCUUGAGCUUAGCAUUUUUGAAAGCGAUUAAUUUUCUAAGGUAAGGAUAAUUCACCUAGUUAACUAGCUAUAUGCUAAACGCUGACUUGCCGACGAUGUUAAUUGAAUGUUGAUUGAUUGCUGAUAUAAUAUGUUUUUUGAACAUGAUAAUUGUGAAUCGUUAAUAUGGACCGUGAUGUGAGAGCCUCAUGGGCAGUUGACUACGCCUCCCGGAGAGCUACCUAUACUGGUGGAGCGGUCCAGGACGUGUUUGAUGAGCAUAGACUCGUUGUUGAGGGGCGGGUCGUACUUCGCUUAGUUUCGACUUACGUCUGAUAGGACCUAGUCUGAGACGACCACCUCCACCGAUGUCAUCAAGUUCUUCUAAGAGUGACCCAUCUGACGAGACGUCUACUUUUCCUAAGGCGCACCCAGCAGUGGUGUACAUGACUGCACAUGACCACACUUCUAUCCCUUUUAUUUCCCGAGGACCCGUGCUGAAGUAGAAGAGAUAGAGGUGGGGUCAUGUGCAGUCAAUUGCAAAUGCUUCACCCUAAACACUUGAAAGGGAGAGAGGACUCAGCAAGUAAUGCUAGGCAAGUUUCUACUAUCUGUCUAUGUUUACUUUCUGCUGUGCCAUUUUGCUGAUAAUUGUAUAGACAAAAAAAUCUAUUUAGUAUACCAACUCAUAAAUCUGCGAAACAGCUUCAACAUUACAAACAAGGAAGAAAGCAACACCAACCUCCUUCCAAAUUUGACAAGAUAACUUACAACCAAUGUCUUCACUCAUUUGGAAACUACAUAACAACAUCAAUACAAUAACAUAUCCUUGACCCUUUUUCACAAUCAUAAAACUGGACAAUUGCACAGCACAAUUAAGGAAAUGUAAAUCCAAAAGCAAAAAAACUAACAUCCUUCUUAUCUUGCACCCUCACAAAUCAAUAAUACACUUCUCAUAAAAUAGAAGUAAAAAAAGACACAAACAAGCUCACAAAUUAACAGCAUAGUAGGACCCAAAUGCUCCUAGAAUUAUUGGAUUUCCAUUAACCAAUUCAUGAUAAUGGUGAAGCACAAGAUUUUAAAUUGUAGCCUGCAAUCAUAAACAUUACACACAUAAAUUUCCCAAGUUCAAAACUCUGAUCUCAGUAUCUCACCAUUCUUGUUGUGAGUGAAAAUUGAAAGAUGACAACAACCUACGGCACAAUCCCCAGCUCACCACCUCCGAAGCUGGAGUACAUCACACGCGCCAAGCAGAGGGUCAAAGCGGGCCUCGGAACUCGCCGCCCAUGGAAGACAAUGCUCGACCUCCGAUCACUGGCAAUCCCCGACGGCGGAAUAUCCGAAGCUAUUUCCCGUGUUCGGGUCAACAUGGCGUAUUUCCGCAUGAACUACGCCAUGGUUAUGCUCCUGAUCCUGUUCCUGAGCCUUCUAUGGCACCCCAUUUCGCUCAUCGUGUUCCUUCUCCUGAUGGCAGCGUGGCUGUUCCUCUACUUCCUCCGUGACCAGCCGCUUGUUCUUCUCGGUCGCCUCGUUGACGACCGGCUUGUUCUCAUCUUCAUGGCGGUGCUCACGGUGGCUCUGCUGCUUCUGACGGAUGCGACGCUUAAUAUUCUUGUGGCGGUUGUUGUCGGGGUGGUGGUUGUGGUGGUGCAUGCGGCGUUUAGAAUGACGGGGGAUUUGUUGUUUGAAGAAGAAGAAGCUGCUGUUGCUGGGUUGGUUCCUAAUUCUGGCGCUGCUCGUUCUUGAUUCUGUUAAUGGAUUGUUAUUUGCUGAAUUUCGUAGAAUUGCUUAUGCUUUGUUUCCUUUUUCUAUGGUUUUUUUUUGUUGUCUAAAUAACCCAUGAUAAAAUUUGGGUUAAAUAACCCAUCAUCCAAUCACAUUGGA
Molecule: messenger RNA, 1931 nt
Organism: Lotus japonicus
Lineage: Eukaryota; Viridiplantae; Streptophyta; Magnoliopsida; Fabales; Fabaceae
Product: PRA1 family protein F2-like
Exons: 1
Coding region: 1230-1793 (187 amino acids)
Biological process (GO): vesicle-mediated transport
Cellular component (GO): Golgi apparatus; endoplasmic reticulum
Source: RefSeq, a predicted model, not a curated record